AAAACGGUCCGUUUUAAAUUCUUACUAACUUAUAUUUCUUUCCAAAUUUGUUUGAGUUUUUAUUUGUCAUCACUUAUUCACCUUGCAUACCAUUAAUUCAAAUUGCAGCAUGAAAUAACAUACUUUUUUCGCUGUGCAGAGGCAGAUCAGUGAUGGCGUAAUCCACAGCCAGUGUGAUAACAGCGCAGACAUUGCAAAAGAGGUGCUCAGUCCAUACCCGCCAGACCGGUGUGCCCCGCUAAGGGGGCGUGGCCCGGCUUUUCCGGGCCCCUCUGGAGCUUUCCCAAGCCCGCCCGCUGACCAUGCAGUGGGCGGCACGUAGCACGCGCGGCUAAUGCAACGGCGGCAAAGUCGGGUCUUAUCUUAUCAGAGCGAAAACCAAACAUAUAGUCCAUAUGCUUCAGCGGCAAGAAUCGGAGCGACUGGGAUCGAAUCGAAUCGGAUCGGAUCGCAUGAGAGCGACGGAGCAAAGACCCAAGUGGAACCGAAAAAGCAAAAUGCUCGGCUGUGUGCGGACACAUGUUACUUGAGCGCAGCGAGUGCCGCAUGAAGUCAGUUUGGCUCGUUGUGCCAGAGCAGCAACAAGUGCCCCGCCGCUAUAUCUGAAUCUGAAUCCAAAUCCGAAACAUAAGCCGUAGCUGAAACUGAAGCGCAACAAGUGCUUGAAGAGUUAUUCAGUGGAGAGUGCAUUGGAGGCUGUGAGAUAAAUUCAAAUUAAGUCGGCAAUUUCAUCAAAUUAACAGAGGGCAAUAAAUUAAUUAAGGCGGAGAUAAAAUUGCAACUGCAUUGGCUGCCAAGAGUAUUUGUGGGCGAAAGUGAAAGCGACCAGGUGAAAGAAUGCUGUUAAAAGGCGCGCAACUGCUGCGAUGCGGUUUGGUCUCCACACCCAGGAGCUACAACUUCCGCCUGACCUGCCGCUUCCUGUCCGUCCAGUAUGGCGAUGCCAAGGUGCUCACCCCCGCCGUCAAACAGUAUGUCGAGAAGUGCGUGGAUCUCUGCCAGCCGGAGAGGGUGCACAUCUGCGACGGCACCGAGGGCGAGAGCAAGUUGCUCCAGGGCCUGAUGCUGAAACAGGGAACCAUCGUUCCACUGCCCAAGUACGACAACUGCUGGCUGGCACGAACCAAUCCGACGGAUGUGGCCCGGGUGGAGGGCAAGACGUUCAUCUCGACGGACUGCAAGGAGCAGACGGUUCCGGUGACGGAGAAGGCCACUCCGGGAAUGUUGGGCAACUGGAUGUCUGAGGAGGAUCUGCAGGCGGCGAUCAAGGAGCGAUUUCCGGGCUGCAUGAAGGGACGCACCAUGUACGUCAUUCCAUUCAGCAUGGGUCCCGUGGGCUCACCCCUCUCCAAAAUCGGCAUCGAGAUCACCGACUCUCCCUACGUCGUGGAGUCCAUGAAGAUCAUGACGCGGGCGGGCAAUCCGGUGCUUGAGUACCUGCAGUGUGGAGAUGGCCAGUUUGUCAAGUGUCUGCACUCGGUGGGCACUCCCAAGAGUGGUGUCCAGGUGAUGCCAUCCUGGCCCUGCGAUCCCGAACGCACCAUUGUCCUGCACAAGCCAGCGGAGAACGAGAUUGUGUCCUAUGGUUCGGGGUAUGGUGGCAACUCCCUGCUGGGCAAGAAGUGCUUUGCCCUGAGGAUCGGCAGCACCAUUGCCAAGAGGGAGGGCUGGCUGGCCGAGCACAUGCUGAUUCUGGGCAUCACGAAUCCGCAGGGCAAGAAGAUCUACAUAGCUGCCGCCUUUCCCUCGGCCUGUGGCAAGACCAACCUGGCCAUGAUGACCCCCACUUUGCCGGGCUACAAGGUGGAGUGUGUGGGCGACGACAUCGCCUGGAUGAAGUUCGACAAGAAGGGAGUGCUGCGAGCGAUCAACCAGAACGGGUUCUUCGGCGUGGCUCCGGGCACUUCGAGGGCCACCAAUCCCAUAGCCAUGGACACGAUAUUCCGGAACACGGUCUUCACGAACGUGGCCUCCACAUCCGACGGCGGCGUUUACUGGGAGGGCAUGGAGAAGGAUCAACUGCGUGGGGUCACGGUCACGGAUUGGCUGGGCAAACUCUGGUCCCAGGAGUCGGGCAAGCCGGCUGCCCAUCCCAACUCGCGCUUCUGCACCCCGGCCGCCCAGUGCCCCAUCAUCGAUCCCGCCUGGGAGGACAGCGAGGGAGUGCCCAUCUCGGCCAUUCUCUUCGGCGGACGUCGUCCCGCCGGAGUGCCGCUGGUGUACGAGGCGCGGGACUGGAGGCACGGCGUCUUCAUGGGCGCCUCCAUGCGGAGCGAGGCCACCGCCGCCGCCGAGUUCAAGGGCAAGGUGAUCAUGCACGAUCCCUUCGCCAUGCGGCCCUUCUUCGGCUACAACUUCGGCGACUAUCUGGGCCACUGGCUAAGCAUGGAGCAGCGGGGACAGGUGCCCAAGAUCUUCCACGUCAACUGGUUCCGCAAGAGCAGCGAGGGCAAGUUCCUGUGGCCCGGAUUCGGCGAGAACUCCCGCGUCCUGGACUGGAUCUUCCGGCGGGUGGAGGGCGAGCAGUGCUUCGAGGACUCCCCCAUCGGCCGGCUGCCUGCCAAGGAUUCACUGAACCUGCAGUGCCUCAACGAGGACAUCGAUCUCGACCAGCUGUUCGACCUGCCCAAGGACUUCUGGGAGCAGGAGGUGUGCGCCAUCGAGAAGUACUUCGAGGAGCAGGUGGGCCACCACCUGCCGCAGCCCGUGGCCGAGCAGCUCAGGGAGCUGAAGGCGCGUGUGGCGGACAUGUGAUGUGUAUGUUCCAUAGGUUGCUCCCUAAUCUAAGACCUAAUUGCCCAUAGCCUAUAGCCUAUUGCCUAAAAUAAAACGAAACGAAUGAGAUUUUUAUAGCGAAA
Drosophila gunungcola (fruit fly) is the source of this 2858-nucleotide messenger RNA. It is a transcript of the gene Pepck2, whose product is annotated as phosphoenolpyruvate carboxykinase [GTP]. Gene Ontology annotation, molecular function: manganese ion binding; GTP binding; phosphoenolpyruvate carboxykinase (GTP) activity. Gene Ontology annotation, biological process: cellular response to insulin stimulus; hepatocyte differentiation; cellular response to glucose stimulus. Lineage: Eukaryota; Metazoa; Arthropoda; Insecta; Diptera; Drosophilidae. Gene Ontology annotation, cellular component: cytosol. The record is from RefSeq and is a predicted model, not a curated record.